Messenger RNA from Symbiodinium sp. CCMP2592, 3738 nucleotides. The record is from the annotation of a GenBank genome assembly. Lineage: Eukaryota; Dinophyceae; Suessiales; Symbiodiniaceae.
AUGCAGCAUCCACAUGAAAGUGAGCCGACGAAAACUGCAUGGAUAGUGGACGAAAACGAUCCAAGACACGACGAUGUGAUAGUUCAGACGAUUCGAAGUGUUGACGAGAAAGAGCUGGCUCAGCCGAUCGGUCGGGUCACGUUGAACGUGACGAAAGCGACCUUCACUGUGAAGAAGCGUCGAUGGGGCCAGGUGACAGCCAGCAAGGACAUUGUGCGAAAUGUGUCGCUGUCUAUGCAGUCUGGUCAAACUCUUGCCGUCAUGGGACCUUCUGGCGCCGGCAAAACUACCUUUAUGGACCUGCUAACCCUGGAGGGGUCCAGCGGUAGCCGAACUGGCUAUGUAGACCUCAAUGGCAAGGCCAUGACACCAGAAGUCUUCAAGCAGUACUGCGCACACGUGCCACAGCAUGAUCAGGGAUGGCCCUUCCUGACCUGCUACGAGACCGUGCAGUUCGCAGCCGACUUCUUUGUCAGGGCAAACGUAUCCGAAAGGCGUGCCAGGGCCGAUGGAAUCCUCGAGACGAUGGGGCUGCAGUCCUGUCGCCACACACGCGUCGGCAACGAGUACGUCAAGGGGCUUUCCGGCGGCCAGCGGCGUCGCCUGAGCCUGGCUGUGGCAUUCAUGAAAAACCCCCUUGUAGUCUUCCUGGAUGAGGUCACCUCUGGCCUGGAUGCAGCAUCGGCCGCCAGCAUCACCAAGUUUCUCCAGGAACUGGCACGCAGUGAAGAUGUAAUCAUUGCCUGCACGAUUCACCAGCCUUCCGCACGGAUCUUCAAAGGAUUCGACAAGUUGUUGCUUCUCUCUGGUGGCCGCGUCGCCUAUUCAGGGCCGGUGGAGGAUGCUGUGGAGCAUUUCCAAAAACUCGGCUUUUUGAUUCCGGACCACGAAAAUCCAGCGGAUUUCUUUCUAGACUCUAUUAAUGCAGAUUUCACCUCGCAAGACGCAGUGGAGAAGGUCUUGGCAGCCUGGGAGUCGCAACCCUUGCGGGUCGGGAGCGGCUCCUUUGAUUUGGAUGCUGACAUUAAAACGCACGCAGGCCAGCACUUUCUCGUCGAGGUUUGGGUGCUCUUUCGUCGACUGGUGUUGCUGGCGAUCCGAGACCCGACAAUGUACGUGAGCCGAAUGGUGGUUUUCCUUCUCUCGUGCAUCUUCUUCUCCAUAGUCUACCUCAAGUCCCGCGAGCGCACUCAGACCCAGAUCCUUCAGCGCAUGUGGCUACUUCUGUGGCACAUCGGCGUUCCGGCUUGCAUGUCGCUGUCGACCUGCCUCGCACAGAACAUGGAAUUUGUGUCAGUGAAGCGCGAGGUCAAGUCAGGCAUGUACCGGCUCAGCUCGUACCUCAUCGCUCAGCACCUGAUACAGAUCCCAAUGCUGGUCGUUCUCAGUGCCACCGCCUUGACGAUCAGUGGGUACGGCAUGUGCGGCUGGAACUGGGAUGCCUACCCGGAGGUUUUGCUAGUGCACUCGUUGCUGCUGUUCUUCUUUGACUGCGCGGCACAGCUCUUUGCGGUGACCUUCAGUCACCCUCUUCUGGGCCUAUUCCAGGUGAUUUGCCUCUGGUUCGCCAGCUUUCUUUUCGCUGGCGUUCUCGUACCUGAGGAGGAUGUUGUUUGGCCGCUGCGGGUGUUCGCCAUUGUUUCGCCCAUGAAGUGGUCCAUCAAGGCAAUCGUCAAUGCAGAGAUGCACGCGACAACGUUUGCCGGAGCAGUGUUAGAUGACAGCCCUCGUGGCUUUAGUUGUCCGGGUCUCAACGAGCUGGAAUGUUGGGGCGUCACCGGCGAGCAAGUGUUGACAUCGAUCUCGCAAUCCGUCGCGAAGAACAUCACGCCAGAGCGAGAACUCGGCGUCGGAGCACACGGCACCAGUGAGCUUGAGCAGACGAUGGUGAUGUGCUCUGGACACCUUCCACGGCUCGUGAACGUUUCACUGUGCCGUCCGCAUCCGUCAAAGCGGAAGGAGUCGUUCAACGAACUCGAGAUUCAAGGCUUCAGUCUCGGUGGUGCCGCCCUCAUCGUCGACACGAUGACGGAUAACACCAAGCGAACUCGCAGCCAGGUCACGGAAUGUUUCAAGGAAGCGAACGGCCAGGGAACGUCCGUAGCUUUGCAAGGCCAUGCAUGCCGCAGCUUUGACAAGAAAGCCGCCAAGCAAACACACCAGAGCCGACAUACUUCGGUCGAGAUCGCUGUUCCGCGAAGCAUGCGGCGAUGGCACCUUGUCCGGGCAACGCCCAGGUUGCUCUGCCGUUGUGUUGCUUCUGCAGCCGCCACACCGAUCGAGAUUCCAGUGCCAAGUCUUCGGCCCACGAUUGCUGCAAUACCACGCGAUGCUGGGGCAACCUACUUCGGCACUAGCCUGCCUGCGGACAGAGGCGCGGUCUUGCCCGGGCACGAGGGCCAGUACUACCAGAGAGUCCUCCCUGCGGCACAGGUGCCCUUUGCUUCUGAAGAGGGCCGGAGAAUGUUUCGCGAAGCGCUGCUGGCUGGAACGAUGGAGAGCUACUUCUUCCUGGCUGAGCAGUUCCGGACGCAAGACGAGCCGACUUUUUGUGGGUUGACCACCCUGGCAAUGGUUCUCAACUCCCUGCACAUCGACCCCAUGCGAACCUGGAAGGGAGCCUGGCGGUGGUUCAACGAGCAAAAUCUUGCAUGCUGUACAGGACCCGAGCGGGUCCGAGCCGAAGGACUGUCAUUUGACAUGUUUCGAUCCCUCGCUGCCUGCAAUGGCGCAGAGGUCCAGGCCUGGCGCGCGCCCAGCGCCGAGGCCGGCGAGGCGGCUGCCUUUGCUGCGGCAUUCCGUGAAGCUGCUCGCAGCAUCAGUCAGAGCUCCGAGCGCCAAUGUCUCGUGGUUUGCUAUUCCCGGGAGUUUCUGGGCCAGAGCGGUGCAGGCCACUUCUCUCCAGUGGGUGGAUACCAUGAAGGCAGCGACUCGGUGCUGGUGAUGGAUGUUGCCCGAUUCAAGUAUCCUCCUCACUGGGUGCCAUUGGAGGAUCUAGCAACAAGUAUGCUGCAGAUCGACCACGACACGAACAAGCCUCGCGGCUUUCUUCAGCUGCGACUCCCACAGCGAGUUCGGGCUGCUGGUGGUGCCGCUCCGCCGCUGCGUGCUCCUUUCGUGCCCCCAGCAGCUGGCCGACUUCUCUCCGAGGGCUUCGCCAGCAAACUAGCAGAUUUGGACGUGGAGGCCUCAGGGUGCCCGCUGCCAGCAGCGGAUAAUGCCCACGUAGUUUCCAUGAGGAGGUUCCUCACCACCGUGGCGGCCGUGGAACCCCAGGUUUUUGGACAGCUUCUGCAAGUCGGCGAUGUGGCGGCAGUUACAGAGGUCUUCAACCGCUUGGCCUCCUACCAGCCGUUUCGGGACCUUUGCGAGGCAUACGAUGUGGCAACGCGCGAUUACUGCCGAGAAGUCGGCGCCAAUUUUCCUCCGCUUCGCUACAUCAAGGUGGCACGCAGCAAUGGUCGAAACGGCACAACCCAUAUCGACGGCAGCGAGGACCUGACGCCCUGGUCCUGUGGCGAACUUUGGGUGCUGUUGCUGCUCCUCCUGCCAGAACACAUGCAGGUGGCAGUGUCCCCCGACAUUGUGUACCAGGGCUUGGCAAAGGGCCUGACACGGGCCGUGCGCGGACCAUGGGCUUUGCCGCUGGAAGCGCUUCGCGAGACCCUGAGCCACAUACUGCCACAGGCCAGGCAGAGACGGUGCGUCAAAAAAUCGGACCAGGCUGUCGAUGUGUGA